Molecule: messenger RNA, 2337 nt
Organism: Aspergillus affinis
Lineage: Eukaryota; Fungi; Ascomycota; Eurotiomycetes; Eurotiales; Aspergillaceae
Product: FAD/NAD(P)-binding domain-containing protein
Exons: 9
Coding region: 1-2337 (778 amino acids)
Molecular function (GO): FAD binding; monooxygenase activity
Source: RefSeq, a predicted model, not a curated record
AUGCAAGCCCUAGUGGAGCGUACUGCUGCUACUGGUACGACUAGUAAUACCUCAUUUGUGUAUGGCGUCGACACAUCAAACAGAGGCGUUGUGGCUCCAGCUCAACCCAAGGGCUCUUUACUACGGAUGAUGCCUCAGGAGCCAGAGAGCAUUACCUGCCCUAAUCGGGCAGUCAGAAGUACAGAGUCUAUGAUUGAAAGAAACCUGUCCUUGCUUCCUGGACUUUCUACAGCUGACAGGGCGCUUCUCGACUACUUCAUUCGCGCUGCAGACUCAUUCUCGUGCAAUUUGCAGGUGAUUGCCGUCAAACAGCUGCGAAAGAAGCUUUCCGGCCGCCCAACAGACUCUAUAAUGGCAGCUAUCAUGAUGCUAUGCUUUUUAGAAGUCAUAUCUAGACGAGAAAAGGCCUAUUCAUGGCGCUUGCAUUUGGAAGGAGCUGCUUCUCUAUUCAGCCAUGAGCCCUCUACAUGGACUAUUCACUCUCCUAAUCGGACUCGAGCGUUCAUUUCAAAGUGUUUUGUCUCGCUUGCCGCAAUAGCGAACGUCUCAGGACGACCUGCUUCAGCCAUGGUGUCGAAACAGGCUGUUUCUAUGAUUGACGGAAAGAACUCGACACCAGGCAUUGACGACUUUUUAGCUUACUCUGCCGAUGUCGUCCCUGUUCUCUGCAGGACCGGGCUCCUUAUUGAUCAAAGCCGAUCCAUCUUCAGCAGGCACUCGCCUAGUUUCGCGCAAUUAGAGCUGAAUUCCAUGCAUCUGAUACAAGAGGUGAAAAAAAUGAUGUAUAGGAAUCACAGGUUACCAUCCACCUGUGAAAAGGUGUACUCGCACGUCAACGAAGCCUCUAUUCUUCGACCGCCGGCCGACUCACCUAUUCCAACCUCUGGCGGGCCACUGUUCUGGAAUAGCAAAUGCCCCGCUUCUCCUUCAGAGAAGAUAGACAUCACCAAAGCUGAACCCAAAGUCCGUGCGCGAGAUCAGAUCGGCGGUUACUAUCGGCAAGGUCAGAUACUGCUCAACAUGGCUGGACACUGGCAUCAACUAAAUGUUGCCGUCAUCGGUGGCGGUAUUGGAGGUCUCGCUGCCGCGACAUCUCUCCGCAGAGCAGGCCACAAGGUCACCGUCUACGAACGAGCCGACUUCGCCGGCGAGGUCGGGGCGUCGAUCAGUUGCGCGGCGAACGGGACGCGCUGGCUCGAGGAAUGGGGCGUUGACACUCGCAUUGGAAAACCGGUGAUUCUGCAGAAGUUGAUCCGUCAUGACUGGGCGACGGGCGAUGUGCAGGAUGUUUAUGAUCUGUCGGAUUAUAAGGAUCGAUGGGGUUAUGUGUAUAAUAUGUUUCAUCGCGUCAACAUGCACGAGAUGCUGAUGAUUUCGGCGACGGGUCCUGGAGAAGGUGAGCCGGCGAAGCUGGUGCUGAACCAUGCAUGCGAGUCGGUCGACCAUGAGACGGGCACUAUCACCUUCAAGAACAAAGUCACCGUUCAGCAUGAUUUGAUCAUCGGCGCUGAUGGAAUCGGAUCUGCCGUCCGACGCACACUCAACAUCCUCCCCGAGCGCAAACAAUCCACAUCAACAUGUUACCACUGCGUCAUCGAAACAGCCGAUGUCCGCCGCCUCGGACUAACCGACAUGUCACCGAACAGCGCGAUCGAGUUCUGGGGCGGAUCAGGGAUCGACAAGAUCGUAUUCUCCCCCUGUCGGGACGGCGAAAUCCACUCGUUCUACUGCUUCUUCCCGACCGCGAUGAGCGACCACGCCGAGGAGGGCUGGAACUACGAAGCGUCGCGCGAGCAGCUCCUAGCGCCGUUCCCCAACCUGGAUCCCAAGCUGCUGGCCCUGUUCCGGAACUCCACGGACAUUAAACCCUGGCGGCUCUUCGUGCACCAGCCCUACCCGUACUGGCAGAAGGGGCGGACCUGUCUGCUCGGCGACGCGGCGCAUCCCAUGCUCCCGGACCAGAGCCAGGGCGCGUGUCAGGCGAUCGAGGAUGCGGCGGCGCUUGGGCUGGUCUUUAGCCCGGCGUAUGCGUACACGGAGAACGUCAACGCCGGGUUGGGGUUGUAUGAGAAGAUUCGGAAGACGAGGGCCAGUCGAGUGCAGGCGGCGAGUGCGCGCGCGAGGGAGAAUAUUUCGGAGCGGAUUGGCUUCUCUAGUCAGAAGACGAGUCAGCGGUAUAAGGUGGCGAGCGAGAAUCAGAAGCUGACAAUUGAGGAGAUGAAUGAGUAUGAUAUGCAUCGCCAUGUCGCCUCGGAGGCGGCGCCUGAGUAUCGUGGACCGAGAUGGACGGACGAGGAGGAAGCGUUGAACCGGGAGGGAGUGCAGGCCAGACUGUAG